CGGGGCGGAAGGUUCUGGACGGGGCUGGCGGGCUCUGGAAGCUUCCGCCGGGCGGAUAUAUAGAGUCGGGCCGGGCGGCGGCGGCGGAGCCGGGAGGGCGGGCGCCAUGGGCAAGGACUACUACCAGACGCUGGGCCUGUCCCGCGGCGCGUCGGACGAGGAGGUGAAGCGCGCCUACCGCCGCCAGGCGCUGCGCUACCACCCGGACAAGAACAAGGAGCCGGGCGCCGAGGAGCGCUUCAAGGAGAUCGCCGAGGCCUACGACGUGCUCAGCGACCCGCGCAAGCGCGAGAUCUUCGACCGGCUCGGGGAGGAGGGCCUCAAGGGCGGAGGCCCCAGCGGCGGUGGCGGGGCCAACGGGACCUCUUUCAGCUACACAUUCCAUGGAGACCCUCACGCCAUGUUCGCCGAGCUCUUCGGCGGCCGAAACCCCUUCGACACGUUCUUCAGCCAGCGCAACGGCGAGGAAGGCAUGGACAUUGAUGACCCCUUCGCCGGCCUCCCCAUGGGCAUGGGCGGCUUCCCCAGCUUCGGCCGCUCCCGCCCGGCCCAGGAGCCCACGCGCAAGAAGCAAGAUCCGCCCGUGACCCACGACCUGCGGGUCUCCCUGGAAGAGAUCUACAGCGGCUGCACCAAGAAGAUGAAGAUCUCCCACAAGCGGCUGAACCCCGACGGCAGGAGCACCCGCAGCGAGGACAAGAUCCUGACGAUCGAGGUGAAGAAGGGCUGGAAGGAGGGCACCAAGAUCACCUUCCCCAAGGAGGGCGACCAGACCUCCAGCAACAUCCCCGCCGACAUCGUGUUCGUGCUCCGGGACAAGCCCCACAACAUCUUCAAGAGGGACGGCUCGGACGUCAUCUACCCGGCCAGGAUCAGCCUGCGGGAGGCGCUGUGUGGCUGCACGGUGAACGUCCCCACUCUGGACGGCAGGACCAUCCCCGUGGUGUUCAAAGAUGUCAUCAGGCCUGGCAUGCGGCGGAAAGUCCCGGGCGAAGGCCUGCCCCUCCCCAAGACCCCCGAGAAACGCGGGGACCUGAUCAUCGAGUUCGAAGUCAUCUUCCCCGAAAGAAUUCCCCAGACGUCGAGAACCGUGCUGGAGCAGGUGCUGCCCGUCUAACCGCCCCGGCCUC
Molecule: messenger RNA, 1130 nt
Organism: Ochotona princeps (American pika)
Lineage: Eukaryota; Metazoa; Chordata; Mammalia; Lagomorpha; Ochotonidae
Gene: DNAJB1
Product: DnaJ heat shock protein family (Hsp40) member B1
Exons: 3
Coding region: 107-1117 (336 amino acids)
Cellular component (GO): cytosol
Molecular function (GO): Hsp70 protein binding; transcription corepressor activity
Source: RefSeq, a predicted model, not a curated record